Molecule: messenger RNA, 402 nt
Organism: Micromonas commoda
Lineage: Eukaryota; Viridiplantae; Chlorophyta; Mamiellophyceae; Mamiellales; Mamiellaceae
Exons: 3
Coding region: 1-402 (133 amino acids)
Source: RefSeq, a predicted model, not a curated record
AUGAGCCUCGCCAACAUCGGCCAAGACCGUGAGCUUCCCAAGACUGGGAAGGCCAUCUUCCACAGCCAGGAGGGUAACAGCGUCAAGAACAUGCUCUACGGCGGCUACGACGCGGACCCUUCCCCGCCCACGCUGCCCAGCGGCCGCAAGGCUUUCCACGGCAACCAGCGCACCGCGCUUCCCUUCGCCACCUACGACGAGAACGAGAACGUGCACGGCAACCAGUACAGAUCCCCGAGGCUCCACAAGAAAAACUCCAAGUUCGACGUGGGCGCGGCGAAGGUCGGAGCCGGUAAUCACGACGCCGUCUCCCAGCAGUACGAGUACGAGAGGAUGCAGGCGCAGGCGGCGGCGAUGAAAGCCAGGAACCAGUACGGCGACGGAAACAUCUUCGGCCAGUAA